GCUGCUGAUGCUCUCACACAUAUCACAGACCAUCUAUCUCGCCUUCUUCUCUUCAUCUCUUCCCAUCGAACUCCAAAUCAAUCCAGUGGCAAGUGUAGUUCAUUCGAAGAAGCCGGUUCUCUCUGAUCUGCUUCUUCAAGUUCAGAUUGGGGUUUGUGUAAUAAAUUCCAUUUGUUGAUGAAUCGUGCCGAUUGGGUUACAAAUUAUGCAGUGUCAAGUAUAGCAGCAGCAACUACACCAUCCACAGUCCAGUAGAGCAUCAGCAAGUGAAGGGGUAUUUGGGAUUAAGGUGUUGAGAGGGAGAGAACUGGAAGGGGAAAAUGAGGAAAGAAAAUGAGAUGGAAGAGUAGAGUGACAAUUCGAUUGGGUCCUCAACCAUAGACACAGUUCAGAAUGGCUCUGAGGAAGAACAGAGAAUGGCAAAACUUCUUGAUCAGAGGACUGAUGGGGUGUUCUCGAUCCUACAGUUGGGAUUCGAAGGUGGAUCUGAAGAAGCUCCGUCCGAUGAUUCUGAAGAGGAUUGAGGAUAGGGCCAAGGACUAUCCGGUAAAAGCCAUGGUUCCUGUCGCCCUAGACGUCCUCAAGGCCAGAACCCUCCUCAUUCGAGGCGUCUCCACCCUUCUCAAAGGCUUCCCAAUCUGGGCCUGCAGAUUUUGUCCAGAAGUAUAUAUUGGCGAGGAAGGCCAUUUAAUUAAGACAUGUGGUGGUUACAAGCGUCGUUCCAAGAACCACAUUCAUGAAUGGAUCAGUGGUAGCUUGAAUGAUGUGCUCGUACCUGUAGAAACAUUUCACCUUGAUAACAUGUUCCAAGGAGUAAUCAAACACAACCAAAGAUUUGAUUUUGACCGUGUACCUGCUGUAGUUGAGCUUUGCUGGCAGGCAGGGGCUGAUCAGUAUGCUGAAAGUCUAUGCUCUAGUAGUUGGAAUUCAGAUAAUAUUGUGGGUGAUGUUACUGGUGCAGAGUCUUUGUCACCUGAUGAUCUUAGGUUGAUAGCAAAUGGAACUUUGAGGGCAUGGGAGACAGUUAGAUCUGGGGUGCAAAAGUUAUUGUUGGCUUAUCCAGCAAAGGUUUGUAAAUAUUGUUCUGAAGUUCAUGUGGGGCCAUCUGGGCACAAAGCUCGGCUUUGUGGGGUGUUUAAGUAUGAGAGUUGGCGAGGCAACCACUUCUGGAAGAAGGCAGAGGUGGAUGAUUUGGUGCCUCCGAAGGUUGUGUGGUGCCGGCGGCCUCAGGAUCCUUUGGUUCUUGUAAAUGAAGGGCGGGAUUUUUAUGGGCAUGCCCCUGCUGUGGUCGAUCUGUGCACGAAGUUUGGUGUUGUUGCACCAUCAAAGUAUGCUUGCAUGAUGAAAGUGAUGGGUUUAUCAGCACCACCAGUAUGAGUCAAAAAAAUUUAUACUCUGUUCGUUGCAUUUUCAGUGGGGUUGCUUCAAGACAAUUCAAUUUCAAUCCAGAAUGUUCCAGUGAAGUCUUGCAGUUUUCAUUUUCAAGCUGGGUUCUAAUCAACUCUCUUGUUCAUAUGGCUGAAGGUUUUCUGGUACGUCUCACUCAUUGGUGCAUUAGCUCUGCAUUUAGCCAGAAAGUAUGUUAGUAGACUCGGGUGUUCAGUUUAGAUCUCUCUCUCUCUCUCUCUAUGGUAAUUUAGGUUUUCUAAAUCCCAUCUGUAUGCAUUUUUUCUUUAUCUCUUUCUUCCAGCACCUUUAUAGAAGGAACAUACACUAGAUAAGCAGAUAUUGUCCAUCUCUUAGGGCUUGUUUGGAAAGUGUUACGAUAUUAUUUUUCUGAUAUUGGUAUUCAAAUUUGAGCC
Messenger RNA from Cornus florida, 1802 nucleotides. Its product is annotated as APO protein 4, mitochondrial. NCBI's taxonomy places the organism in Eukaryota, Viridiplantae, Streptophyta, Magnoliopsida, Cornales, Cornaceae. The transcript is spliced from 5 exons. Gene Ontology annotation, molecular function: RNA binding. The record is from RefSeq and is a predicted model, not a curated record. The coding region runs from base 394 to 1377 and encodes 327 amino acids.